CCAAAACCCACCACUGCCGCUGGAGUCAUGUGCAGUGUCCCAGCACGGGGACAAGCCGAGGGUGGCACGUGGGGACACAGCACAGGGACUGUGGGGAUGGAUGGAGCUUGAGGGAAUGGACCUGAGGGAUGCAGGAUUUGGGGGACCCGCGGAGGCCAUGGGGACACUUCAGGGCUGUGGGGACACGGGGAGUCUGUGAGGAUCCACAGGGAUCACGGGAAUCUGUGUGGGCUAUAGGGACCCACGGGUGCCAUAGGGACCCACAGGGGACAUUCCGGGGGGGCUGUGGGGAACCCGUGGGGACCUGAGGAGGUCACAGGGACCCUCAGGAGCCUUGAGAACAUAAAGGAGCUGUGGGGACAUGCUGGGGACAUUUGGAGGCCAUGGGGCCACGCGGAAUCUUUAGGUUUAUGUGGGGAUAUGUGGAAGUUGCAGGGACCUGUGGAAGCCGUGGAGACACAGAGGGACCCGUGGAAGCUGCAGGGAUAUGUGGGAGCCAUGGGAUCCUCUGGGGACUGUAAAACAAUCCAGAGACCUGUGGGAAACAUGGGGACAUGCAGGAGUCAUGGGAACCUGUGGGGACUGUAGGGGACACAUACAGGGAGCUGUGGGGACACCAGGGACUGUAGGAUUACGUGGAAGCCAUGGGGACACACAGGGAGCUGUGGGGACACCAGGGACUGCAGGAUUAUGUGGAAGCCAUGGGGACACACAGGGAGCUAUGGGGACCCGUGGGGAGCCAUGGGCACCUGUGAGGGCUGUGGGGACGCACAGGGGCCGGUGGAAACUGUGGGGAGCCGGGGGAGCCGCAGGAACUCACAGCCGUGAGCGGCCUGGCAGGCGCUUCCCGGUGGCGGCGGUGGAGGAGAUCCUGAGGGAUGUGGUGGGGAGCGCCCUGAGGGAGCGGCGCUACGAGCCGGGGCCGUGCCGGGAGGCGGCCAAGGACAUCGCUGAGGCUGUUAAGGCGCGGGUCAAAGCGCUGCUGGCGCCCCGCUACAAGAUCGUGGUGGUGGCACACGUUGGGCAGCUGGGCGGGCAGAGCCUGCAGCUCAGCAGCAGGUGCCUCUGGGACCCCCAGAGCGACACGUUUUCCUCCUACGUGUUCAAGAACAGCUCGCUGUUUGCUGUGGCGAGUGUCUAUGGCGUGUAUUUUGAGUAGGGAGGCAGUCGCGUUUAGCAGCAGAAGUUAAUAUUCAGCCUGACUCUUCCUGGCUCUGUUGUUGAAAAUAUCUGUGAAGGACCGAGGUACUCUCACCUGCUUUGAAAUGUGAGCCUUUGGGCGAGUGGAAUAAGGGUCUCUCCCAGAGUUUUCUCUGGGAAGUGGCUUUCUGUGACGUAGUUUUGCAGCUGAUUGCUGCUUUUAGAACUUGCUCUGUAGGGGAAAUAUUUUCAGAAUAAUGCCUGUAAGUAAAGUUUUCCCUGUUCUCCUCCAGGAAAUAUUACUGGAAGUAUUUGGAUUAGGGAAUAAACCAUGGGUUUUGCCUGCCCACUUUUGGGGCUGGUACUGAUGGUCCUAAGUCUCUCCUGGUGCAGCCAUUCCCCACCGAGGUGGGAUCUGGCUCACCUUGCUCUGGAUCUGAAACCAGACUUUUUGCUACCCCUAUUUCCCUGGUAAAACCUGCUCUUAGGUUUUCUUGAGUCAGAGAACAAACCUAUCACAAACUGCUUAUUUUAUUACAUUUUAGGUGCAAAGCUCUAACCAGAACAGUAGUUAGUUGGGAAGAAAUACUUCACGUACUCAUGACUAAAAGUUUAACCCUCUAAACACUGUGAAAUGCAGACAACCUGAAGCCACUUGCUGGCGUGCACCGUGACAUUUAACCCCCAAAAGCUACAAUUAAAGAACACAACUGAAAGAGC
This is a messenger RNA of Vidua chalybeata, 1860 nucleotides long. It is a transcript of the gene DYNLT5, whose product is annotated as dynein light chain Tctex-type family member 5. The record is from RefSeq and is a predicted model, not a curated record. The coding region runs from base 488 to 1159 and encodes 223 amino acids. Gene Ontology annotation, molecular function: dynein intermediate chain binding. Gene Ontology annotation, biological process: microtubule-based movement. The transcript is spliced from 3 exons. Gene Ontology annotation, cellular component: cytoplasmic dynein complex; cytoplasm. Lineage: Eukaryota; Metazoa; Chordata; Aves; Passeriformes; Viduidae.